Molecule: messenger RNA, 4284 nt
Organism: Trichogramma pretiosum
Lineage: Eukaryota; Metazoa; Arthropoda; Insecta; Hymenoptera; Trichogrammatidae
Exons: 2
Coding region: 250-3921 (1223 amino acids)
Molecular function (GO): zinc ion binding; nucleic acid binding
Source: RefSeq, a predicted model, not a curated record
CAGAAAUUCCCUUUCUUGGUGCACCGAUACGUUACGCGUAUAGUUAUGUGUGUGGCGCGUUUGUUUUCUUAUCGGCUCAGCAGAUUUGUUAUUGUAUCGCAGAGAGUCGUGAACGUCGAGUCUUUAUAUGCGCGCAUUGUGUAGCAUGCGACACUUCAGCGUUGAGAGAUACUCUCAGUAGUGGCCUGCCCGCAGACCGGCUCGUAUAUUUACGAGCACAUAACCGACGAGUGUUUUUGAUCAAGUGUUAUGUCGGAUCCAGUCCGUAACGCAACGACAACGUCCGAGGAAGAAAAAGAGAGGGAAAUUCACAGUUCGAGCGGCGCAAUGGGCAAAAAGACCAAAUCCAAGAAAAGUCACAGUCCGUCGGAUCAGCAGCAGCAACAACAGCAGCAGGAACGCAGCAAGAUCGAACCUGAAUCGGUGCAGCAAAAGCCUGAUCACGACGUCGAGCAUCGUCGUCGUCGAGAAGAAACGAAUUAUUUCGAUCCCAGGGAACUCGAAAGAUACCAACAAGUGAACGGGACACCGGAGAAUAGUUCGAAGAUGUGCUCUUUUUGCUUGAUCACCGGCCAUGCUACGUCUAAUUCUGAUCUCAGGAGACAGUGCAAAAUGUUGAAUAAAUUGCGUAGCGAAUUUUUUGAGUCUUAUGGGCACUCCAUCGACGAUUGUCCAAUUUACGGGAGAGAAAUUUGUAGUUUUUGUGGAUUAAAAGGGCAUGACCACGAACGUUGUGAAAUAUUAUUAAUAGAAAUGAGAGGCUCUCAGAAUGCAACAAGAAAGUCUCCACCCGAAGCAAAAAAAUGUACGUUUUGUGGUGAUCAAGGUCAUGACGAUGAAUAUUGCCCAAAAAAAGAAGAAGAAAGAAGGUCUUCUUUGAUGAAUUAUUAUACAAGAACUUCUAGUAUUCACUCCUAUACUGAAUCAGAAAAUAACACUAACAAAUAUGGAUUUGAAAAAAACAAUAAAGAAAAAACUUUACUUGAAAGUAAAAACGAAAAAUGUACGUUUUGUGGUGAUCAAGAUCAUAACGAUGAUCAUUGCCCAAGAAAAGAAGUAGAAAGAAAAAGGUCUUCUUUGUUAAAUUAUUCCGCAAGAACUUCUUCUAGUACUCACUCCUAUACUGAAUCAAAAAAUAACACUGAAAAAUAUGGAUUUGAAGAAAACAAUGAAGAAAAAACUUUACAUGAAAGUACAAAAGAAAAAUGUACUUUUUGUGGUGAAAAUGGUCAUAACGAUGAAUAUUGCCCAAGAAAAGAAGUAGAAAAAAGGUCUUCUUUGAUGAAUUAUUGUACAAGAACUUCUAAAAUUCACUCCUAUACCGAAUCAGAAAAUAACUCUAACAAAUAUGGAUUUGAAAAAAACAAUGGAGAAAAAACUUUACUUGAAAGUAAAAACGAAAAAUGUACGUUUUGUGGUGAUCAAGAUCAUAACGAUGAUCAUUGCCCAAGAAAAGAAGAAGAAAGAAAAAGGUCUUCUUUGUUAAAUUAUUCCGCAAGAACUUCUUCUAGUACUCACUCCUAUACUGAAUCAAAAAAUAACACUAAGAAAUAUGGAUUUGAAGAAAACAAUGAAGAAAAAACUUUACAUGAAAGUAAAAACGAAAAAUGUACAUUUUGCGAUGAAAAAGGUCAUAACGAUGAGCAUUGCCCAGAAAAAGAAAGAGCAAGAAAAAGAGAGAACUUUUUCAAUUCAAUGUAUUCUCCACCUAAUUUAGACAAUUGGAGCACAAAAUAUUCUGCCACAACUUUUUCAAGUAUUCACUCCCAAACUAGAUCGGAAAAUAAUAUUAAAAUGAAUGAGCUCGGAAAAAACAAUAAAAAAAAUAUUACACUUGAUAGUAAAGUUGAAGAGUGUACAUUUUGCGGUAUAGAAGGUCAUGAUGAUGAACAUUGCUCAAUGAAAGAGGAAGCAAGAGAAAAGCCAAUGAUGAAUUAUUUUACAAGAACUUCUAGUAUUCACUCCCAAACCGAUUUAGAACAUAACAUUAAAAAGAAUGAACUUGAAGAAAACAACAAAGAAAAAACAUCACAUGAAAGUAAAAGAGAAAAAUGUACAUUUUGUGGUAAAAAUGGUCAUGACGAUGAAUGUUGCCCAGAAAAAGAAAGAGUUAGAGAGAACUCUUCAAAUUCAAUAUAUUCUCCAUCUAAUUUAGACAAUUGGAGCUCAAAAGAUUCUGCAACAACUUUUUCGAGUAUUCCCUCCCAAACUAAAUCAGAAAGUAAUAUUAAAAUGAAUGAGCUUGAAGAAAACAAUAAAAAAAAUAUUACACUUGAUAGUAAAGUUGAAGAGUGUACAUUUUGCGGUAUAGAAGGUCAUGACGAUGAACAUUGCUCAAUGAAAGAGGAAGCAAGAGAAAAGCCAAUGAUGAAUUAUUUUACAAGAACUUCUAGUAUUCACUCCUAUACCAAACCAAAAAAUAACACUAAGAAAUAUGGAUUUGAAGAAAACAAUGAAGAAAAAACUUCACAUGAACGUAUGAGAGAAAAAUGUACGUUUUUUGGUGAAAAUGGUCAUCACGAUGAGCAUUGCCCAGAAAAAGAAAGAGCAAGAAAAAGAGAGAACUUUUUCAAUUCAAUGUAUUCUCCACCUAAUUUAGACAAUUGGAGCACAAAAUAUUCUGCCACAACUUUUUCAAGUAUUCACUCUCAAACUAGAUCGGAAAAUAAUAUUAAAACGAAUGAGCUUGAAGAAAACAAUGAAAAAAAUAUUACAUUUGACAAUAAAGCUGAAGAGUGUACAUUUUGUGGAAUAGAAGGUCAUAAUGAUGAACAUUGCUCAAUGAAAGAGGAAGCAAGAGAAAAGCCUAUGAUGAAUUAUUUUACAACUAAUAUAGAUCAGAACACAAAAUAUUCCACAAGGAAUUUUUCUAGUAGUUACCCCCAGAGCCAUUCAGAAAAUAAUUUCUUUACAGUGCCAAGCGAUAUUGAAGAAAGAAACAGUAAUUUUUAUAGUAAACCAGUUCGUGACAAUGAAUGCACCCUACAAUUGAAACAAGAUAAGGGAAAUAGUUCUGAUUCUGAAAGAAAUCUUCUGCAGGGUCCUAAAAGUUAUCUAAUGCAAUCAAUUAAUGCAGUUCAAUCAUUUUUCGGUCGAGGAUCAAAACCAAGCGAUUCUGAUUUUGAAAAUGAUGAAAAACAAUUUCAGGAAGUGAAAUAUAAAAAAAAAAAUAAAACCCUUGAAUGUGAAUUAUGUUCAGAACGUGGACAUAAAAAAGAAAAUUGUCCAAUCCCAAAAGAAUUAGAAAAAUUGGAUUUAUGUGAUGAAGCAAGCAAGCAAGAAAAAAAUGAAACCCUUAUAUGUGAGUUAUGUUUAAAUGAUGGGCAUGAAAAAGAAAAUUGUCCAAUGAUAAAAGAAUUAGAAAAAUCUGGUUUAUAUGAUCAAGAAAACGAGGAUUAUAAACCAUAUUCUGAAUCAUAUUCUGAAUAUGAUAAAAAAAAAGAAAGCUAUCCAGUGGAUAAAGGAUUAGGAAAAUAUGAAAAUAAUGAUUCAUUUGAUCAUAGAAACGUGAAUUGUGGGCUUCCAUCAUAUUCAGAUUGUUUGAAAGAUUCAAAAAAAAAUCUAAAGAGUUCCAAAAAUAUUAACAGCAAAAAAGACUUGAAGAGUGACUUAUGUAAUAAAUAUCAAAAUAUGAACUUGUGUAAUGCUAAUCAAGAUAAUGACACAAAGGAAAAUAAGUCUUCAACAGAACAAUUACAGGAGAAAAUAUUAACAGGUGCAAGAGAACUGUUGCCUAUAAUUUGUACAAUGCAUAAUUUUUGCUAUGAAUGUCACCCCCCACUGUAUGUAUUUGAUCAUUAUCAUAAAUCUUGUAAAUUUACGAAUGAUAUAUUAAAAUUAUGUGAUGUGAAUGUUCAAAAGAUUAAUUGCAACAUUUGUGAUCGACAAUGUGCAUAUGCAGAAGAUCCAAAAGAGAACUAGAUGAAGAACGUAUUAUAAAAUUGUCUAAAAUUUGUACAGAUCAUCUUACAUUCAAAAUGUUUCCCUCCCCUUUCCCUAAAAUCUUGUAUUUUUAGAAUUAAAAUUAUCUGAUACAAAUGUUAAAAAUGUUAAAUGUAUUUUUUGAGCUGGACAAGAUGUAUCUGAAAAAUGUCAUAAUACUUUCUUUUCAAGUAGACUAUAGCAAAAUCAUUAAAAAAUGUUCAUACUUUUCAUAGAUUUCUAUGACUAUAAGUGUAUGACAAUAAUUGAAUGUUAUACUUUUGCAGUAAUUAUUGUCGAAUAAUUACUAUUUUCAAUAAAGAUAGAUUCUAUCAAUAAACACAUCAAAAAUCUAUGAGUUAA